AUGGCCCAGCCCAAAGUCCUCAUUUGCGGCGCUGGCAUUGCCGGCCAAGCCCUUGCAUUCUGGCUCUCAAAAUCCCACUUCAACGUCACAGUCAUUGAGCGCUUCCCUGUUCUCCGCUCCACGGGCCUUCAACUUGACCUUCGCGGACUUGGCAUUGAGGUCAUGAAGCGCAUGGGCCUAGAGGAGGCAUUCCGGGCAAAAUCCGUCAGAGAACAAGGCUUGGAGAUUGUCGACACUUAUGACAAGCGAUGGGCGUAUUUCCCGGCGAACAAGAGUGGUAAAGGACUCCAGGGAUUCACCACCGACUUCGAGAUUAUGCGAAAAGACCUUUGCGAGAUUCUGCAUGAAGCAACCAAGAACCGAGUGAAGUACACAUUUGGAACCACUAUUGAAAGCUUCACACAGCAUGACGACGUCGUCGAUGUCACCUUUUCAGACGGAGAGAAAGAUCAAUUCGAUAUCGUUGUCGGUACCGAUGGCCAGGCGUCGCGCACUCGAAAGGCCAUGCUCGGGUCUGACGCUGAAGAUCCUACUCUCUACCUGGGCGCCUACAUCGCCUACUUUACCAUCCCUCAACCAGCCGAAAAGGGGAAAGACUACAAUGCCCGGUUCUACCUCGCGACUGAAAAGCGGUUCAUCUUUACUAGACGCAACGAGGAUUCCAGAGUCCAGAUAUACAUGGCUUGCAAGACCGACGCAGAGUGGAUGAAGGAUAUCCGUAAGGGUGACACUGAGAGGGAGAAGCAAGCUUUUCUGGAAAUUUUCAAGAGGGCCGGAUGGGAAACGGAUGCCAUACUCAAAGAGAUGAUGGAAACAGAUGACUUUUACUGCGAACGCCUCGGCGUUGUUCAGCUGGAUGCCUGGUCCGAUGGCCGAGUGGCUCUUGUAGGCGACGCUGCCUUUUGCCCGUCAGCAUCUACAGGUAUGGGAACAACAUCCAGCAUGGUAGGAGCCUAUGUCCUGGCUGGCGAACUCGAGAAGCAUUGCCGCGAAUCUGGAAAGGAUGGUAUCCCAACGGCACUCAAGGCUUAUGACGAAACGUUCCGUCCUUUCAUGAAUCAGGUCCAGCGUGGCUUGACCCAAGGAGACUCUUUUUGGGGGAGACUGCCGACCUCGUCGUUUGGCGUUACUGUUGCCAGCGUCUUCAUGUGGUUGGCCAUGUUGUUGAGGUUAGAUGUCAUUGGUAAAAUCACGUGCCAAAAGUCUGACAACACCCACUCUGACCCCGCUUCACGACGCAACUUCACGACACAGGCUUCAAUUUCAACACGAGAAUAA
This is a messenger RNA of Fusarium falciforme, 1278 nucleotides long. RefSeq names its product FAD-binding-3 domain-containing protein. Gene Ontology annotation, molecular function: FAD binding. Lineage: Eukaryota; Fungi; Ascomycota; Sordariomycetes; Hypocreales; Nectriaceae. The record is from RefSeq and is a predicted model, not a curated record. Bases 1 to 1278 code for a protein of 425 amino acids. The transcript has a single exon.